Messenger RNA from Owenia fusiformis, 1272 nucleotides. The record is from the annotation of a GenBank genome assembly. Lineage: Eukaryota; Metazoa; Annelida; Polychaeta; Sabellida; Oweniidae.
CUACCAUUCUUGUGAUUAAUUUGGCAAAUUCUAGAAAGUUAAUUGGGCAUUGGACAGUCUUAUAUUUAGCGAGAGAUCCAAGUAAAAAUGAGUACUUUGAUAGUUUCGGGCGUAACCUCCGAAUAGUCUGUUGAAGCAUUAGGUGGAUCAUAUAUAUUUAACAAGAGACAAAUUCAAAGUAUACUGUCUAUAUGGUCUGUGGUCAAUAUGUCUUACUUUAUACGCUUCAAAAGGCUCGCAGAAAAACAUUGUCAGAGUUUGUUAAUUUAUUUUCAGAUGACACCCUUCUGAACGAUGUGUUGGCCAGGGAGACAGUUGCUGGAGAAUUUGAUUAUUAUUCUCAAAUAAUAGAUCUCAGUUUUUUUAGAAAAUCCCAGAUUGGCUAUGGCUCGAUGUUCUAUAGUACAAAAAAGAAAAUAUAUGAAGGAAUUGUGAGAAAAUGCAAUGAUUCCUCAGAAGUUGACUAAAGCUGCUUCGGCAUAUGAUAUGUUAAUCCCCCAUUCGCUUGAAAUUGAACCUGGAGAAAUAAGAACUAUUGGUUUGAGGGUAAAAAUACAAUUCCCCAGGCAUAUUUCAGCAAUCUUACAUACAAAGUCAAGUCAGGUCAAGCUAAAUGCUGUCUUUUUUUUGGGUGGUGUAAUUGAUUCAGAUUAUAUCGGGAAUAUUCAUAUCAUUUUAUUGAAUUCUGGGAAAACAACAGAAAAAUUUAUGAUUGGGGAGGCAAUUUGUCAGAUGAAAUUAUAUAAGGAUAUUUCUAUAAAAAUGCGGGAGGGGUUUAACAAGAAAAAUACAGAAAGAGGCGAAUUAAAAUUUGGGGAAGCUACCUUGAGAAAAAUUCAAAAGUAACCUUGGAAAAUAAUUUUGUGAGUGUUUGAAUUCACCAUGCGAUAUUGUUGUAUAUUUCUGCAGGUUUACCAGAGACGUUGAAAAUAUACAACAAGCAACAUAAGCGACAGAUACUGGGAUUUCCCUCAGCUGUUAAGUUCAUGGGAUACUCCAACCAAAAUUUGUUUAGGGCAUUCGGCUAUUGAUGACCGAGGCUAGAGCUGUGUCUUUGACGUGAGUCAUUGUAUCUCGCUUAUGCUUUCUUUAAAAAGGAGCAUUCUAAAAUUUAAUAAACUGUUUGAUGUCAUUAGUAAUCCUGAGUGUCUGUUUCACCACCUUGAUAUGGAUCGAUUUGAGGCGGCUCGAUUUGGGGUGGUGAAACAGACACUUCAGUUAUAUUCUCUUCCAAUGCAUCAUAUUGCAUAUCUUUUGUAUCUCCAAUUUGAC